Messenger RNA from Mus caroli (Ryukyu mouse), 2136 nucleotides. It is a transcript of the gene Aqp7, whose product is annotated as aquaporin 7. Gene Ontology annotation, biological process: water transport; glycerol transmembrane transport. Lineage: Eukaryota; Metazoa; Chordata; Mammalia; Rodentia; Muridae. The record is from RefSeq and is a predicted model, not a curated record. Gene Ontology annotation, cellular component: plasma membrane; basolateral plasma membrane. Gene Ontology annotation, molecular function: glycerol channel activity; urea transmembrane transporter activity; water channel activity.
CCAUGGUGCUACUGGUAAGAACAGAGAUGCUAUUUUGGGCAGUGUGUAUGGACUUGGCUUAAGGGGCAUGAGCCAAACCCCUGCCCUACUGACCUCUCCCCUGGAGAAGCACAACAGAACUCACAGCCACCCCCAGGGAGGGCCCAGAGGCAGGCUCUAAGUGAGGACUCGGAGACCGCAGAGCUACAGUUCAGUUGCAGCUUGAGUCUGCAACUGAACUGAUGGAGAAACAGAAUCAAGACCGGCUGUGAGACCGAGGCUGAAAGACACAGAGCACUUCAGAGAGUGAGCGAGUGAGCGGGGCUGCAGACCUACUUCAUAAGACCAGCAACUCGACGCCGGGUGAAAAUAACCAUCUCCGCACUGCACCUCCACCCUCUCUCGUCUUCCUGUGGUCUCAGCUCAGACAGGGGUCCCCCUCUCCUCUGCUCCAGCCAGAAGUCAAGGGUCCAUCCACAACUCCACAAUGGCCCCCAGGUCUGUGCUGGAGACCAUACAAUCAGUGCUACAGAGGAACAUGGUGCGAGAGUUUCUGGCAGAGUUCCUGAGUACCUAUGUCAUGAUGGUGUUUGGCCUUGGUUCCGUGGCUCACAUGGUUCUAGGAGAAAACUCUGGCAGCUAUCUCGGUGUCAACUUGGGUUUUGGCUUCGGAGUGACCAUGGGAGUCCAUGUAGCAGGCGGCAUCUCUGGGGCCCACAUGAACGCGGCGGUGACUUUCACCAAUUGUGCACUAGGCCGAAUGUCCUGGAAGAAGUUCCCUGUAUAUGUGCUGGGUCAGUUCCUGGGCUCCUUCUCAGCUGCAGCUACCACCUACUUAAUUUUCUAUGGUGCCAUUAACCACUUUGCAGGCGGAGACCUGUUGGUGACAGGUUCCAAGGCCACUGCAAACAUUUUUGCCACCUAUCUUCCUGAAUACAUGACACUGUGGCGGGGCUUCCUGGAUGAGGCAUUCGUGACUGGGAUGCUGCAGCUGUGUCUCUUCGCCAUCACGGACAAGAAGAACAGUCCAGCACUUCAAGGGACCGAGCCCCUCGUGAUAGGCAUCCUUGUUACCGUCCUUGGGGUGUCGCUAGGCAUGAACUCCGGAUAUGCAAUCAACCCAUCCCGUGACCUGCCUCCCCGGUUGUUCACUUUCAUUGCUGGCUGGGGCAAACAAGUGUUCAGAGCCGGAAACAACUGGUGGUGGGUGCCGGUGGUGGCACCCCUUCUGGGCGCCUACCUAGGUGGCAUUGUAUACCUGGGCUUAAUUCACCCCAGCAUACCACAGGAUCCUCAGAGACUGGAGAAUUUUACAGCAAGAGACCAGAAGGUAACUGCAUCAUGCAAGAAUGCAGCUUCUGCAAACACAAGUGGCUCUGUGCCUCUAGAGCACUUAUAAGUAGAGCUUAUCUUUGACCACAACCGUACUGCAAUAAAGCACACCUCCUAUCAGUGGUCCCCCACUCCUUGGGAUCUCCUGCAGCUGAACUCCCUCCUAAGUUUUUCUGGGAGUUUCUGAGUUAUUCCAGCCUGGUACUUGUUGUGUAGAGCAGGCUGGCCUUGAACUUGUGAUCUUGCCUCUUUCUCCUGAGUGUUGGGGAUACAGGCAUUUACUGCCCUGCUUGGCAUAUUCCAGGGUGAUUCUGGGCUCUUUUCUGAGUACUAGAGCAUAGAGUCAGAAGACUCCAGCUCUUUCCAGUUCUAGGAGGUGGGGUGUCAAGGGGAAAUGUCUACUUUGGGGGCUCAGGGUGAGUGAUAUAAAGGGCUUUUGUGCAUCAGUAUGUGUGUUGGGGGAACAGUGAGAAAAAGACCGGAGGUAGCUGAUGGGGGAUCAGAUUUGGGGGUCUUUGACAGUUUUCUGGACCAGGGUCUCCUGGCUUCUCCCUUCCUCUAGUUUUGAGCCAGAGAAGGUAAGGCUAAGAGUUUACAUCAGAAUUCCUCAACUUUUUUUUUUUUUUGUUAAUGUCUUCCUCAGUGGCCUUGUAGUUCUCCACCCCUGUUUUUCUUAAAAUUAUGUAGCCCAGGCUAGCCUUGACUGGAAACUCUAUAUAACUAAGUUUAGCCAUGAACUCUUGAUUGUCUGGCCUCCACCUCCUGAGUUCUGGAUUAUGGUGUGUACCACCAUUCCCAGUUUAUAUGUGGUGCUGGGAUCAAACC